CCGGCCCCUCGCCCCGCCCGGAUAUCCGGCCUGGCCCCGCCUCCCGGCUGCCGGGCCGAUGGCGCUGUGCGAGGCGGUGGUGUGCGGAAGCUCUCUGCUCUGGCCUCGGGUGUUGCUCUUCGGCGACUCCAUCACCCAGAUGAGAGCCCCAAGCAGCACACGCCCUGGGGGAGCGCGCCGCGAACCUGACGUGCACUGCACUGCACCGCACCUGCACUCCGUGGGCGUGCCCGAGGGCAGGCUUAUCCUCAUGGACGCGCCGUUCUGUGAGACCGCGUGGGGACAGCAGUGCCUCCGGCAAGGGUGCAAAUUAAAUCGCCUCAACUCGGUCGUUGGUGAAUAUGCCAGGGCCUGUUUACAAGUAGCCCAAGACUGUGGGAUUGAUGCACUUGACCUGUGGACCCUGAUGCAGAAGGACAGUCAGGACUCUUCUUCCUAUUUGUCAGAUGGACUACAUUUAUCACCAAAAGGAAAUGAGUUUUUGUUCUCCCAACUUCGGCCUUUGUUGAUAGAGAAGAAAGUCUCUUCCCUGCCUUUGCUGCUCCCUUACUGGCGAGACAUAGCAGAAGCAAAAGCAGAACUAAGUCUUCUGGGAGAUGGGGACCACUAGUCACAGAAAACCAAGUCCAGCUGUUAAUCUACACAAAGACCCCAAGAUGAGUGGUCCCAGAAGAUUCUUUUCUCAGGUUUAAACCUUUGCUCAUGACCCUGCAAUAAAAAUAACUAACAAACAUCUGCCACCAAGAUUAAUAAAAGCAUUGGAAUUUUUCAGGACAGCUUUGUACCUAGGUACAUUGUGGUUUGAU
Messenger RNA from Balaenoptera acutorostrata (minke whale), 806 nucleotides. It is a transcript of the gene IAH1, whose product is annotated as isoamyl acetate hydrolyzing esterase 1 (putative). Lineage: Eukaryota; Metazoa; Chordata; Mammalia; Artiodactyla; Balaenopteridae. Gene Ontology annotation, molecular function: hydrolase activity, acting on ester bonds. The record is from RefSeq and is a predicted model, not a curated record.